Rattus norvegicus (Norway rat) is the source of this 3356-nucleotide messenger RNA. It is a transcript of the gene Tfe3, whose product is annotated as transcription factor binding to IGHM enhancer 3. The coding region runs from base 280 to 2001 and encodes 573 amino acids. Gene Ontology annotation, biological process: positive regulation of cell adhesion; positive regulation of DNA-templated transcription; regulation of DNA-templated transcription. The transcript has 10 exons. Gene Ontology annotation, cellular component: cytoplasm; cytosol; nucleoplasm. NCBI's taxonomy places the organism in Eukaryota, Metazoa, Chordata, Mammalia, Rodentia, Muridae. The record is from RefSeq and is marked provisional. Gene Ontology annotation, molecular function: sequence-specific double-stranded DNA binding; protein dimerization activity; DNA-binding transcription factor activity, RNA polymerase II-specific.
ACUUCCUGUGGAGUUUCCCCAGCCCAAGGAGGAGGGGGAAAGAGGACGAGAGGGAGGCGAGCGGUCGUUCGGGGUUAGGUUGGGGGGUGUCGGUCCGUUCAGGGCGGGUGAUGACUCACGGCCCAUCCCAUCUUCCCGACGCCGCCCGCCCACGCAGAGCUAGCUCCAUGGCUUAACGGAGGAGGCAGCGGCAAGCGGGGGGAGGGGGACUCUUAUUUUGUUAGGGGGACCGGGCCAAGGCCCGACCGGCCUGGCAGGGCUCGCCCGGGGCCGGGCGUCAUGUCUCAUGCAACUGAGACAGCUCGGGACGGCGUAGAGGCCAGCGCGGAGGGCCCUCGAGCCGUGUUCGUGCUGUUGGAAGAGCGCAGGCCAGCUGACUCGGCCCAGCUGCUCAGCCUGAAUUCUUUGCUUCCGGAAUCCGGGAUUGUUGCUGACAUCGAGUUAGAAAACAUCCUUGAUCCUGACAGCUUCUACGAGCUCAAAAGCCAGCCUCUAUCCCUUCGCUCCAGCCUUCCAAUAUCACUGCAGGCCACUCCGACCACCCCAGCUACACUCUCUGCAUCGUCUUCUGCAGGGGGCUCCCGGACCCCUGCCAUGUCAUCCUCCUCCUCACGGGUCUUGCUGCGGCAGCAGCUUAUGAGGGCCCAGGCACAGGAACAGGAGAGGCGUGAGCGGCGGGAACAGGCAGCGGCCGCUCCGUUCCCCAGUCCUGCACCUGCCUCACCAGCCAUCUCAGUGAUUGGUGUGUCUGCUGGUGGCCACACAUUGAGUCGUCCACCCCCUGCUCAGGUGCCCAGGGAGGUACUCAAGGUUCAAACCCACCUAGAGAACCCUACACGCUACCACUUGCAGCAAGCUCGCCGGCAACAGGUGAAACAGUACUUGUCUACUACACUUGGGCCCAAGCUGGCUUCACAGGCCCUCACCCCACCACCAGGGCCUUCCAGUGCUCAGCCACUUCCUGCCCCUGAAACUGCUCAUGCCACCGGCCCUACAGGCAGUGCUCCUAACAGCCCCAUGGCAUUGCUCACCAUUGGGUCCAGCUCAGAGAAGGAGAUUGAUGAUGUCAUUGAUGAGAUCAUCAGCCUGGAGUCCAGUUACAACGAUGAGAUGCUCAGCUAUCUUCCUGGAGGCACUGCAGGGCUGCAGCUCCCCAGCACGCUGCCUGUGUCAGGAAAUCUACUUGAUGUGUACAGCAGUCAGGGUGUGGCCACCCCAGCCAUCACUGUCAGCAAUUCCUGUCCUGCUGAGCUGCCUAACAUCAAACGGGAGAUCUCGGAAACCGAGGCAAAGGCCCUUUUGAAGGAGCGACAGAAGAAAGACAAUCACAACCUAAUUGAACGACGCAGGCGAUUCAACAUUAACGAUAGGAUCAAAGAGCUGGGCACCCUCAUCCCCAAGUCCAAUGAUCCGGAGAUGCGCUGGAACAAGGGAACCAUCCUGAAGGCAUCUGUGGAUUAUAUCCGCAAAUUACAGAAGGAACAGCAGCGCUCUAAAGACCUGGAGAGCCGGCAGCGGUCCCUGGAGCAAGCCAACCGAAGCCUGCAGCUCCGAAUUCAGGAGCUGGAACUACAGGCACAGAUCCAUGGUCUGCCGGUCCCUCCCAACCCAGGACUGCUCUCCCUAGCCACCAGCUCGGUCUCUGACAGCCUCAAGCCGGAACAACUGGACAUUGAGGAGGAGGGCAGGCCAAGCACAACAACAUUUCAUGUGUCAGGGGGGCCUACCCAGAAUGCUCCUCCACAACAGCCUCCGGCACCGCCUUCGGAUACCCUUCUGGACCUGCACUUUCCCAGCGACCACUUGGGGGACCUGGGGGACCCCUUCCACCUAGGGCUAGAGGACAUUCUGAUGGAGGAGGAGGGGAUGGUGGGAGGACUGUCAGGGGGUGCCCUGUCCCCACUGCGGGCUGCUUCCGACCCCCUGCUUUCUUCAGUAUCCCCGGCUGUUUCCAAGUCGAGCAGCCGGCGCAGCAGCUUCAGCAUGGAAGACGAGUCCUGAUCAGGCCUCACUCCUCCCCUCGGGCUUCCCCACCCAGGGAAGGAGAACAAGCCUGGAUGAGACCCUACCCUCCUGUGACACUGUCCUGUCCAGGAGAUCUGGGGAACGAGGAGUUGCAAUCAGGCCCCAACCCUGUACUAGGCCAGGAGGAGGAAUCAGGUGAGGCCCUGCCACUUUUCCAGAGGACCUGCCUUGUGCAGGUAUUUGUGAGGGAGAAGGCAGGGGAGAACUGGGAAAGGUCAGUUCAUCACUUGAGCAUCAUAGCCUUACCCCUUGUCCCUGGUCCUACUCCUGCCUCGGUGAGGGAAGGAGGCAGGACAAGGUAUGCCCCUGGUCACUAGGGACCCUUAUAAACCUGUUUAUAAAGGUCUCCCAAGGAAAGGAGAUGCCAGGGUGCCGCUCCAUUCCUUCUCUGGGAAGUGCCAGGCCAGCUUUUCCUGGCACUGGAGGAAGAAAAGUAAAAAUAGUGUCUCACCCCUGGAGGGUUGAUCCCUAUCCCUACCUUAUGACCCCUGACUUGUUCUGGCAAGGAACAGAAGUAAGGAUGUGAUCCAGCCCAUUGCCCUGGGCCCCAUCCCUUCUCCAUAGGAAAAGCUCAGCACAGGUAUUUCAGGUAGAGAGGAAUGACUAGGCUCUGAUCUCCCACGUAGAGGCUCCAGCCCCAGCCCUGACCCUUAGCAUCAUACCGUGCAAGCAUUCCAUUCAGUUCCUAAGCUCCCUGUCUUAACCUGGGACCAGCCUGGAACCUGACAUAUGAGGGCUCUGUGCUGACCUUAUUCUUGAGGAAGGGAACAGAUUUCGAAAUCUUGUGGAUUGACAUUCUAGACCUAGAUCAAGUGAGACUUAGAUCCUCACCCUUGAGAAGAUCUUGCCUUUUCUGCCUUGAGGGCCAAUUUGGGGGAGAUGAUAGGGAUUAGUGUAGACCCAGUCUAGGUACCCCAAUACUUCCCUUCAAGUUGUAGAAAAUGGUAAAGAAAGGGCGUGUCCAGGCUGUUUAUCAGUCCAGGGAAAAAUAGAAAUCUCCCUAAAAGGCAGGGACCUGAAGGAAUGGUGGCAAAAGUAUAUUGUAUCGCUCAUUUGUUUGUGAAUUUUUUAUUGAACCCACCUACUCAAAAGCUAGGUCACCCCGGACCUCUGUCCCAUCCACACCGUUCUCCAUCUGGGGGACUAACCCUGUUUCAGAGCCAGUCCUUAGAGCCAGUCCCUACCUACUAGUCCCAUCCAUGCCACCUACAUCCAAGGUCUUCAGCUUUAAACUGCUGGGGCCAGGCCCCAAGGAGGGUUUACUGAGGGGUCCGUAGGUUUGACUAAAAUAAUAAAUGCUAGGCGUGUUUGAUGCGCUUUUAACUUUGGCA